Sorex fumeus (smoky shrew) is the source of this 2346-nucleotide messenger RNA. Its product is annotated as A disintegrin and metallopeptidase domain 3-like. Bases 1 to 2346 code for a protein of 781 amino acids. Gene Ontology annotation, molecular function: metalloendopeptidase activity. Gene Ontology annotation, biological process: proteolysis; binding of sperm to zona pellucida; cell adhesion. The transcript has 19 exons. Gene Ontology annotation, cellular component: plasma membrane. The record is from RefSeq and is a predicted model, not a curated record. NCBI's taxonomy places the organism in Eukaryota, Metazoa, Chordata, Mammalia, Eulipotyphla, Soricidae.
AUGAUUGAAGUUGCUAGUCCAGAAGAAACUAACAGUAACAAUGAACUCUAUAACCUCUCAGAUAAGGAAUUUAAAACAGAACUUUUAAGGACUUAUAAGGAACUCAAAGAAGAAAUGAAACACACUGUUGAUAAAACAAGAGGAUAUGAAAGCGGAGCUUCUGUAUAUUUCCGUGCACUGCAAUCCGGCCUCCCUGAUACUGCAAAUUCUGGCACGUGGGACUGCCGCGAUGGGAAUAACUACUAUGGUAGCGAAGAUUACCCUAAAUCCAGCUCUCCCCUGGCCCCUUCCUUCAUCAACCCUACAUCUUGGACCAGGAGCCCACGAGCUGAGCUGUGGCCGUUAAGCAGUUCUAACAGACAUCACCUUGCUGCAGCCCACGAAAUGCUGUCUCUCUUGCUGAUCGUCUCAAGCCUGGGUGGGCUGGUCUCUGGGAACCAGAAUUCUGAAACAUCAUUUCUACAAAUUAUAGUACCGAAGAAGAUUGAAACAGAUAUCCGUAACCACGAUAUGUCAGAAACUCAAGUUACUUACGUCAUAAAAAUUGCAAAGAACACCUACACUUUCCAUCUCAUGAAACAAUCAUUUUUAGAUCCUCAUUUCCAUCUAUACUUAAGCAACAGCUCAGGAAUAUUUUCUCCAGAUUCUUCAUUCAUAAAAGGUCACUGCUUUUAUCAAGGAUAUGCUGCAGAGAUUCCCGAAUCAGUUGUGACACUGAGCACUUGUUCAGGACUCAGGGGAUUAUUGCAGCUGGAGAAUGUCACUUAUGGAAUUGAACCCUUGGAAACUGCAACUACAUAUGAACAUAUACUUUAUCAAAUACAUGAUAAUAGAAUUGAGUCCCCCCUUUCAAAAGAAAAUGAUCAGAACAACCAAUUGGUAGAUCCGUUCUACAAGAUUAUUGUGAAGUCAGAGAAAAAAAAUACAGAUGCUAUCCAAAUUAAAAGAUUUGUGAAAAUAAAGAUCAUUAUGGAUAAAUUCUUGUUUGACUAUAUGGGCUCUGAAGUGGCUGUUGCAACUGAGAAAGUUUUCAAUGUUUUUGGUCUUAUCAACAGUAUGUUUUCCCAGCUAAAAGUGACUGUUUACCUGUCUUCUUUGGAAAUCUGGUCUGAUAAAAAUAAGAUUCAAACUGAUGGAGAUGUUGGUGAAGUACUACAAAGAUUUGUGUCCUGGAAAGAGAAAUUUUUGCCUCAGAGACCCCAUGAAGUGGCAUACUUAUUAAUUUAUAGAGAACACCCUAAUAAUGUUGGAGCAUCAUUCCACGGAAAGGCAUGUGAUCCAAAAUUUGCUUCCGGGGUUGCUGUGUAUCCAAAGAUGAUAUCUUUGGAAUCAUUUUCAGUUAUAAUGGCGCAGUUGAUUGGAGUCAGUUUCGGUUUAAGUUAUGAAGAGGCCAGCAAUUGUCAUUGUUCAAGAACUGCAUGCAUAAUGAAUCCUGAGGCUAUGCAUUCCCGUGGUGUAAAGCUUUUUAGCAGCUGCAGCAGAGAUGAAUUUAUACGUGUAGUUUCUAAUCCUGAAUUUGAAUGUCUUCAGAAGAAAGUAGCUUAUAAAGUGAAUAACCCAAAGAAAAGACCUGAAGUAAUCUGUGGAAAUGGGAUUAAGGAAUCUUCAGAACACUGCGACUGUGGUCUACCAAAGCUAUGUACUCAUCCAAAAUGUUGUAACCCUAAAACCUGUGAAUUGCGUGGGAAUUCAAAGUGUGGCAGUGGACCUUGUUGUGAUAAAAACACUUGUCAGAUAAAAGAAAGAGGAUUCCUAUGUAGAGAAAGCACCGAUCCGUGUGAUUUUCCAGAGUUUUGCAGUGGAACCUCAGAGUCCUGUGGUCCUAAUAUAAGGGCUCUCGAUUUAGAGCCCUGCAAUAAUUUCACUUCCUAUUGCUAUAAUGGGGAAUGCAAAGAUCCAGAUAUGCAGUGUUCAAAGUUAUUUGGAAAAUCUGCUACAUUCUCAACAUAUUUAUGUUCACAAGAAGUGAAUUCACAAAAUGAUAAAUUUGGAAAUUGUAAGGGAGGUCCAUGUGAUUAUGCGAAUAUACCUUGUGGAAAGUUAGUUUGUCACUGGACAGAUACACGUAUAGCAGAAAGUAGUAAUCUUGAUAUUCAAUAUACUUUCCUGGGAGAACAUAUAUGUAUAUCUUCAUCAUUACGAAGUAGGGCAAGUAAAGAUAUUACAGUUGUGGAAACUGGUACUAAGUGUGACGAUGGAAAGAUUUGCAAUGAACGCUUUCAUUGUCAAUGCGAUGCUGGAUAUAGCCCUCCAAACUGUACACCAACACCAUCAUCACCAGGAGGAAGUCUUGAUGAUGGGAAUUGGAUUCUGACAAGUCAGUACUUAGACAAAUUAAUCCAAUAG